Molecule: messenger RNA, 234 nt
Organism: Penicillium argentinense
Lineage: Eukaryota; Fungi; Ascomycota; Eurotiomycetes; Eurotiales; Aspergillaceae
Exons: 2
Coding region: 1-234 (77 amino acids)
Source: RefSeq, a predicted model, not a curated record
AUGUCGGCUAGCAAGGCACUCUUAAGCCUGGGCAUCGCCUGUGCCGGUCCGGCCACCGGUCCGGGCUCGGGUAUUCCGUCGCUUAACGCUGUGGCCAGAUGCAUCAUUCCGGUCUGCCGGCAACUGCCGGUGUGGCUGGUUGUGAAUGCUCGGAAAAAGUUGGCUGGCACGAGACUGAAGAGUAUCUUGUUCAUGCAUGCAGGGUGCUGGGAAGGCCAGGCUCAGCAUGGUUGA